AUGCUAGACGUAGAUAUCGGCGAUGGAGGGAGUGAUAGAGUCGAAGCUACUGCGGGGCACAUGUACUUGUUGCUCGAAACCUACUUUGAAGCUGUUGCCGAUGAAAUUGACACACUUGUGACGGACAGAGCACUCCCUGAAGCACCCAUGUUGCCGUCAUUGGUGAGGAGAAUUGACAGCGCUGCUCUCGAAGUGGCCUUAGCUAUUGGUGCACAGGCUGGAAAUCCGAAUGAUUCAUCGUUCCCGUUGGCAAGCAGUUAUUUUUCUCACGCACGAAAGGUUGCUUUUGAAGAUAUGUUGACGAACCAGAGCUUCAGUACGGUCCGCUUGUUCCUACUUCUCGCAUUCUACACGCUCGCAGCCUGUCAUAGAAACACAGCAUCUAUGUAUCUUGGUAUAGCUGCGAAAGCGGCGAUUGUCACCGGCCUGCAUCAUUCGGCUGACUACCUCAGCCUUGACAGUGUCGAGUGUAGUAGGAGAUUACGGAUAUGGAACAGUCUACGAAACAUCGACGUACUGACCAGUUUCAUCUUGGGCAAACCCAAGAACUUACCCGCAGUGCGACACGGCACAAAUCAGACUGACUUCGUCAGCAAUAAUGUCUUUGGACAUAUGCAACCCGCAUUUAAUGCAAUUCGCGAAGGAUGCUCGCUGUUGGAGGAAAUCACUAGCAGACUCAGCCCAGGUAAUAUAGUUCACAUUCCCACAGCCGAGAAUUUGCUCGAGCAGCUACGCACUUGGACCCAGGAUCUACCUCCAGACCUUGUUCAAUUCAACCCAAAAGCGCGCAAUGCUGCUUCCCUGAACUUUGCGAAUCGACAACUACUCGUCGGCAACAUGCAUGUUUCCUGUGUUUACUAUUUUGCUGUGAUCCUCAUCACGAGGCCGUUCCUCAUUGCAUAUUUGGUAUCGCGCCUUCGUGGAAAAGCACCCGAUCAACUCAUCAGUGAUCCUGACGAAGCAUCAGAUGUAAAUCUUAAGAACAACAAAGUCUCAAAGUUAGGUCAGGUCUGUGUGAACUCAGCCAUUUACAUGGCAGAUAUGUGUCAGCAAGCGACAUUAUCCAAUUUCUCCUUUCGAAAUUUGUGUCUACUAAAAGCAUGGAUAUUCAGUGCAGGGCUCGUUCUUGGAUUUUCCAUGUUUGCCGGCGAGCCUCGAAAAGAUAUCGAGGAUUCCUUCAAAGCCACCUGUGGCGUUCUCGACAGCAUUGCUGCCACAAGCUCACAGGCACAACUUUAUCACGAAAUACUCAUUAGUCUAUCUGAUUCCGUCGUCAAAUAUCGCUAUCGAGUGUCGGCUGAGGUGCGCCGCACGGUACAGCAUUACAUGGACCAGAUACUGGUCAUUCACCCUGUACGCGACAUGGAUGAUAUCCCUCAAGACUAUCUGAACUCUGAAACUGUCAAUGGAGGCCCAGAAGACCAGCACGCUAGUGCCUUCGUUGACCCUGUUUUACACGCGAAUGCGCUCGAUCCCGAGAACAGCAUGGGCGGGCAUCACCCGCUACCGAAUACUGCUUGGCUCAAAGAUUUACACUGCGAGUGGGACGAUCUCUAUUUGCAACUGAGCGACGACUUUGUACUGGACAAUGAACCUUUUGAGAAAUUGUUCUAUAGCGUCGAAUAA
Molecule: messenger RNA, 1626 nt
Organism: Exophiala aquamarina CBS 119918
Lineage: Eukaryota; Fungi; Ascomycota; Eurotiomycetes; Chaetothyriales; Herpotrichiellaceae
Exons: 4
Coding region: 1-1626 (541 amino acids)
Biological process (GO): positive regulation of transcription from RNA polymerase II promoter by galactose; DNA-templated transcription
Cellular component (GO): nucleus
Molecular function (GO): RNA polymerase II cis-regulatory region sequence-specific DNA binding; DNA-binding transcription factor activity, RNA polymerase II-specific; zinc ion binding
Source: RefSeq, a predicted model, not a curated record